Peromyscus leucopus (white-footed mouse) is the source of this 5423-nucleotide messenger RNA. It is a transcript of the gene Arel1, whose product is annotated as apoptosis resistant E3 ubiquitin protein ligase 1. Gene Ontology annotation, biological process: negative regulation of apoptotic process; protein polyubiquitination; proteasome-mediated ubiquitin-dependent protein catabolic process. The transcript has 20 exons. Gene Ontology annotation, molecular function: ubiquitin-protein transferase activity. NCBI's taxonomy places the organism in Eukaryota, Metazoa, Chordata, Mammalia, Rodentia, Cricetidae. The coding region runs from base 520 to 2991 and encodes 823 amino acids. The record is from RefSeq and is a predicted model, not a curated record.
UUUGGGAAACGGGAAACCUGCGAACCGGCUCUUAGCGCCGGUUGAGAUCGAGACUGGGGAUUCGUGGGGGGCGGGUGCAGGGCAGGUUUUGUGCUGGAUGCGGCCCCUGCCUCCCCGGACUGCAAAGCUAAGACUUGGCCACGCUGCAGCCCCAGUUCGGGAGGACCCUGGUAUACCAGACUGGAUGCAUCUUCUGUGCUUGGUUUCGUCUUGCACUAGAGAAGUCCAGGGAUGAUAUAUUCUUGGAUUGUAUUUCUGCACCUCAGAAUCAACUGCUUCAAUGUAGAAACCCUGACUCUUUGCUUUUUGGGACACACAUAACCUCAAUGAACAUCUGCUGGACAGGUCCUUUCUGGUGACUUUUUGCUUUUUUUUUUUUUUUUCUUGUGCAAUUUAGAAGACAAGUGUAAGGAGCCAAAAGUUAACUGCUUUGGUGAAUGACUUGGUUCUUAGAACAUGGGCCCUCGUUUCAAGUUGCAGCUGUGAUCCUGGGCUGUCCGUUGGCGUUGAAGAGACCUGAUGUUUUACGUUAUUGGUGGAAUCACAGUGUCUGUGGUUGCAUUCUUCUUCACAAUUAAGUUCCUCCUUGAGCUUGCCGCACGUGUAGUCAGCUUUCUUCAGAAUGAAGACCGUGAGCGCCGCGGGGACCGGACCAUUUAUGACUACGUGCGGGGAAAUUACCUGGAUCCCCGGUCCUGCAAAGUGUCUUGGGAUUGGAAGGACCCCUAUGAGGUGGGCCACAGCAUGGCCUUCCGAGUGCAUUUGUUCUAUAAGAACGGACAGCCUUUCCCCGCACAUCGGCCUGUGGGACUGCGAGUUCACAUCUCUCACGUCGAACUAGCAGUGGAAAUUCCGGUGACCCAGGAAGUCCUCCAGGAGCCAAAUUCCAACGUGGUAAAGGUGGCCUUCACUGUGCGCAAGGCUGGGCGUUAUGAGAUCACUGUGAAGCUCGGUGGAUUAAAUGUGGCCUAUAGUCCCUACUACAAAAUUUUUCAGCCUGGAAUGGUGGUUCCUUCCAAAACCAAAAUUGUGUGCCAUUUUUCUACUCUUGUGUUGACCUGUGGUCAACCACACACUCUGCAAAUAGUGCCCCGAGAUGAGUACGACAACCCAACCAACAACUCCAUGUCCCUGAGAGAUGAGCACAACUACGGCUUGUCCAUCCAUGAGCUCGGCGCUCAAGAAGGAGAGAAUGAUGAAGUCUCAUUUGAGAAGUCGGUGACAUCCAACCGGCAGACAUGCCAGGUGUUUCUGCGGCUCACCCUGCAUUCUCGAGGUUGCUUCCAUGCCUGCAUCUCAUACCAGAACCAGCCCAUCAAUAAUGGCGAAUUUGACAUUAUAGUCCUGAGUGAGAAUGAGAAGAAUAUUGUUGAACGAAAUGUGUCCACCUCAGGAGUGAGCAUUUACUUUGAGGCUUACCUUUAUAACACCAACAGCUGCACAAGCACACCGUGGCAUCUUCCUCCCAUGCAUAUGAGCUCCUCUCAGCGCCGGCCCUCCACCGCUAUUGAGGAGGACGAAGAAGACUCACCCUCAGAGUGCCACACCCCCGAGAAGGUGAAGAAACCCAAGAAGGUGUACUGCUAUGUGUCACCAAAGCAAUUCUCUGUGAAGGAAUUCUACCUGAAAAUCAUCCCCUGGCGCCUCUACACCUUCCGAGUGUGCCCUGGAACAAAGUUUUCAUAUCUUGGCCCUGAUCCUGUUCACAAGCUCCUCACACUGGUGGUGGAUGAUGGUAUUCAGCCUCCUGUGGAGCUCAGCUGCAAGGAAAGGAACAUUCUAGCUGCCACUUUCAUCCGCUCCCUGCACAAGAACAUCGGAGGCUCGGAGACCUUCCAAGACAAGGUGAACUUUUUCCAACGAGAGCUUCGGCAGGUACAUGUGAAGAGACCUCAUUCCAAAGUCACCCUGAAGGUCAGCAGACACGCCUUGUUGGAAUCGUCUUUGAAGGCCACUCGGAACUUUUCCAUCUCAGAUUGGAGCAAGAACUUUGAAGUGGUUUUCCAGGAUGAAGAAGCUUUGGAUUGGGGAGGGCCUCGGCGGGAGUGGUUUGAGCUGAUCUGCAAAGCCUUGUUUGACACCACCAGUCAGCUCUUCACCCGGUUCAGCGACAGCAACCAAGCGCUAGUGCAUCCUAACCCUAAUCGUCCGGCUCACCUGCGCUUGAAGAUGUAUGAGUUUGCAGGGCGGCUGGUGGGCAAGUGUUUGUAUGAGUCCUCUCUAGGAGGAGCUUAUAAGCAAUUGGUCCGUGCCCGUUUCACUCGGUCUUUCCUGGCCCAAAUCAUUGGACUCCGUAUGCAUUACAAGUACUUUGAAACAGAUGACCCAGAAUUCUACAAGUCCAAAGUUUGCUUUAUCCUCAACAAUGACAUGAGUGAGAUGGAGCUGGUCUUUGCAGAAGAAAAAUAUAACAAAUCAGGUCAACUGGAUAAGGUUGUAGAACUCAUGACAGGUGGAGCUCAAACCCCAGUCACCAAUGCAAAUAAAAUCUUCUACUUGAACUUGCUAGCCCAGUAUCGGCUGGCCAGUCAAGUGAAAGAGGAGGUGGAGCAUUUCCUAAAAGGCUUGAAUGAGUUGGUUCCUGAGAACCUCUUGGCUAUUUUUGACGAGAAUGAGCUUGAGCUGCUGAUGUGUGGUACUGGAGACAUCAGUGUAGCUGACUUCAAAGCCCAUGCUGUAGUGGUUGAUGGCUCCUGGCAUUUCAGAGAAAAGGUCAUGAGGUGGUUUUGGACUGUGGUUUCCAGUCUGACCCAGGAGGAAUUGGCUCGGCUACUUCAGUUCACAACAGGCUCCUCUCAGCUUCCGCCUGGAGGCUUUGCUGCCCUCUGUCCCUCAUUUCAGAUCAUCGCUGCUCCGACCCACAGCACUCUUCCUACCGCACACACAUGUUUUAACCAACUGUGCCUCCCUACAUAUGACUCAUAUGAAGAGGUCCACAGGAUGCUGCAGCUGGCCAUCAGUGAGGGUUGCGAGGGCUUUGGCAUGCUCUGACACUCCUCUGUCGCCUGCUUGGCUCAUACUCUCUAGAGCAUCUGGGCACAUGUUACCAAGCAUAACCACUGACCUUAACGCACAUACCCAUUAGCCAGGAGAGACUGCAUGCUCCCUCGUGUCUGGAGUAUUCUGCCAUCUACGAGCAUUGUUCUUACCUCACCCGCUCUGUGUCCACAUUUACCACAGGCCAUUUGGGCACAUGGUACCUAUCUGAACACCACUCAGUCAUGAGAAAAGGACCAUGCUGCUGUCAUUUCAUUUGGUCCUUUGAAGAUCUCUGUAGCUGGAUCUGCCUCAGUGGCUGGGAGAGAUGGAUGACAUGGAGGACUCAAUUCUGUUGGAAAGCCGGCAUGCUGAGAUCCUUAAGCACUGUCUUAUUCUGGCACCCUCUGCUCUUUGGAAAUACUCUUCUUCUUUUUUUAUAUAUAUAUAUAUAUAUAUAUAUAUAUAUUUUAUUGGAAAUACUCUUCUUGAUCUCACUACUUGACCAGACUGGUACAUGAUCCCUUCUCCUGGACAACCCAUCACCUCUUCUCGUCAGUAGCCCAGAGAAGCACAGAGAGAAAGUGGCCGGCACUGACGGGGACCAAUGGUACUGCAGGUCUCUGUGGUGACAGCUGGAGAAGACACUCCUUGGGGGCAUUUUUGAAGAUGAUUAUCACUCCACAAAGACUGUGCUAAGCUUUCUCCUGAGCUUGAGCCGAUGAGAAAAGCAGUGAGAAGAAUGUAAAGGGUGGCUGUGCUGUGGCCUCCAAUGCUGGCUGCGCUUUUCUCGGGGAAGGGCCGUGUGCAUCCAUGUGGAUGGCUUGAAGACUACUGAUGCUUUUCUCUGAGCUUGUUGUUUGCACUGAAGGAUGGCGCGGCAUCACCACUGGUCUCCAGUUUAUGUGGUCUGUUAAGAGCUGUCUUUAACACUCCGCUGGAAGAAUUUUGGGAGCAAAGGACCGGGACAGUAAACAUAGCUUGCCAACUCUUUGGUGGUGGUCUCUGGUAGCACUGAGGCAGAAGAGCUGUCAUCACAGGUCCUGGGUCAGGCCACUGGGGAUAGACGUGGUGGUGAUCCAGCAGCAGUCCAUACCUAGCAAUUCCAGGUACUUGGUUUCAUCAGUUUCAGGAAGGGGAAUCAGGAGGGAGGAAGCUAUAUUGGGUUCACCAUUAUGUGUGAUCGACGAGAACUUGUCAGUCUCUUGGAAGAUGAUAACAUCUCUUUUCAUUAGUGUUUGAAUGAAAACAACAUAAGGCUCAAGAUCACGUGGACUUCCCAGUUUCUGUCUUUAAUAAGGCUUUGCUACAAGCUCCCACUUCUGAUGAGGUACUCACUCAGAAUAUUACAAGCCAUCUUUAUUGCCAAAACCAGCCGGUACACAGAAUCCCGAGGCAAGGCAGUUCUUACGACUUGGCCUCCUGGAAGUAUGUCUGAGCUCUCCUGUUCCCAGGGAUCAUGAGAAACAAGCCCUCCUGAGCUGCUAGAAUUCCUACCUGACCUCCUUGGCAGUCAUUAUUUGUCCUUUGUUGGCGUGGGCGCUGACCUCACUUCUUGGGGUUUAGGACCUGGCAUCAGGGCCUCUACACCCCAGGAUCCUCCAUGCCACAUGGUCACUGCUCUCCUCAGGGACCAGGACAAGGUGCUGCUGCUUGCCCACACUUUCCCCGUGGAACGUGUCCAAGCUAGUUUAGCCAUCCCCCUGCUGCCUGCCUCUCAGCUCCUCUGGGGCUUCCAGCUGGGGUACAUGGGCUGGCUUGGCUCUUUGGGGCAAUCGUUCCUGUCCUGGAUUCUGUGAUCCUGGCUCCAGCACCCCUCCAGAGAUUACCAGGGGGGUUGAGUUUAUAUUCUUGGCUAGACCUAUCAUUUUAGGCUCUAGUUAUAGCACUUUUUCAGUCUCCUAGGCACUGGCAGCCCAGCUGGGGCAGCUGUCCCAGGGUGGUCUGUAGGCACCAGAGUCUCUAACAACAACAAACCCUUUAGUACUGUGUGAUUUUCUAUUCCAGUGUACUCUCUCCUGACUAUUCAGAAGCAGUUUUGCUCUCUUUUGCAGUUUCUUUUACCUUUUUUUUUUUUUUUUUUUUUUUCUAAAACUGCUUUGGCACUAGCCAGUAUGGGGAAGACAUACAGAAUGUUGGAGAGAGAGAAAAAAAAAAAAGAUGUGUUAUUUCUCGGGCAAUUUUCUAUUCCUAGUCCUUAGUUAGCCAGUUCUUCUGUUAAUGCCUUGUGACAUAGGCCCUUGGGAGGCUAGCUGCUCCCCUGGCUUUUGGCUUUUCAGUGUCCUUGAAGGAGACAAGUCAUGAAAUGAAAACCAAGAGGAUGUCGGUGUGGUUCUAGAAAGCUGGCAGAGACCGAACUCGGCUGCACAUUGUCAGGCCCGGUCUGGACGUCUGCAGCUGGAGAUGUAAAUAUUUUGUACAGUAAAUAAAACACCUACAGGAAGCGA